CUUUUGUCUGACUGGCUUCGAUCAGUUUGUACAGUAGAUAUAUUUUGCCUGUAUGUCUACAAGUUAAAUAAGCUAUCAUAUAGCAAUGAGCAUUGCAUAUUCAUUGUAAUGAUUAAAAAAUGACAUGAGGUGAGGUGUUGCCGCAGCCUGGGAUUUAAGUGCCUCGGUGCAGUCACAUUUAAAUCCAUGGCUUGUGAACUUAAUCCUCAAUUAACAGCUGUCUUUUACAGUCGAGGUCAUGGCCUCCUCUGUUUUCAAACACCCUGGCUCCCCAGAAUCACAGUAGCCUCAUUAGGAAAGAAAACAUGGGCAGAUGCGUUGGGAAAACUUCAAUCACCUUUUGACUUCGAACGUCUGCCUAGCAAGAGAGAAACAACACUCCAGCAAUCAAAAUGUUGCGCUUUUCUUCUUCAUUCGAGGCAAGGCUGUGGAAUGCUGUACUGGGUGACUAAAGUCAUUGGUUGCGUGACGUGGCACCGCCCACUGACCCUCAGCACAGACGCCUAGUCACACAGAAGUUCACCCCCCACCCUUCCCGCCUGUGUCUGUGUGUCCGUCUGGGCCAAUGGCGUCGUGGUUUGGCUGGGGGACCGAGCCGCAGUACCGGAGCCAACGACGGGAGCCCUCUGAGGUGGUGACGGACACUCUGAUGCUGGAGCUCAGCUGGCAGAGGAAGGAGGCUGAGCGGCUGCAGCGCGAGCGUGACAGCGAGUACCGGCGCCUCAAGACCGGGGUGGACUACAGUUGGCUGGUCAGCACGCCACGCACCGGCUUCGACAUCAGCCCCGGCGAGAGGCUCGGCCUCGAGGACCUCUGCUCCAAGGUGCCUCCAGCUCACUGUGGCGCCGUCAUACUCAGGUUCCGGCAGAUUCUGGAGGAGAACGAGCCAGAGGUUCAGGAGGUGUCGGGCCUGUUCCGCUCGGUUCUGCUGGAGUCGCUGGAGCGCAUCCGCGAGGAGGAUGAGGCGCUGCGCCUCUCAGACCAGUGGAACAACCGGCGCGCCGUCAGCAUGUCCCUGAUCAACUUCCGCAGCCGCGUCCGCAUCAACCCGUUUGGGAGCACCACACGUCUCACCUCGACCGCCAAUGGAGCCCUCGGCGACCCCUACGAGUCAGAGGUUAAGACUGUGUCCAAGGAUGUGGAGAGAGGGCUCGCAGCAGUGCCAGGGAUGCGGGCAGGGGGAUCCGGAAGGACCCCUCGCGUCUGCAGCAUGCCUGAUUUCAGGCGCCAGGGCAUAAAUGGUCAUGUCGGGUGAUGGAAGUAAAGUGGAAAGAGAGGGAGAGUGUGUGGGGGGGGGGAGAUAGCGUAUGACUGAGUAUUUGAGAUGAAACUGGAAUUGAAGUAUGGAAGUACUGAGGUAUGGAACUGUGAAUGUCAGAAAUCUCAACUCGUGGUUCCUACUUGAAAUGUGUGGGUAGAGAGCAAUAAGGACUUUAAGUACCUCGCCCCUCUUUUUAUUUUGGUGGCAGUAUCACAACCACCAAUCCAAUACAUAAGCCUAACCCUAGCCAUUAACACAUCUACUGUACAAUAGUCAUGUUGGAGAGCUAUGAUGAAUGUAGCCCCCCAUUUUUCAAGAGAUUAUAAGGUAAUACAGGUUUUUUUGAGUCUGAAAUCAAUGAGCAGGAAUUAAAAAUCUCAAUAUUACUUUGCAUUGCUUAAACCCAUAGUUCGUGCAGGAUGCAAAUCAAGGUGUCCAUCUGUUAUGUGGUUGAAGUCAAGAUCCACCAUUGAGUGCAUCAGCCAACUGACAGAACUGUGCAAUUUGUGAAAGCCAGGUGACUGAGGCAAUUUACUGUGGUGGAGUUAGACCUCCUGACCUGACCAGCGAGUUUCAAUCUCUGCCUAACAAUUUUCAGGUGUUACAUAAAUGAUGUUUUCACAGCAGAAAAUGUUCCUGUAGCUCAUGGUUCUAAGGUGCUAACUACUUCAAGGUCAUCUCAUUCUUGGGUACAUGCGUAGUUCAAUGUGUAAUCAUUAAAAAAGUAACACUUUGGACAAAAGCAUCCACUGAAUAAGUGUCAAUAUAAGGGUCAAUUCAAUGUAAUGCUGGUAUUUAUAAUGGCUGUGACUUUUUCAGAUUGGAAGAAACCUUAAACUUUGUACAAAUCGUUGCCUGCCUACUUGCAAUAUAUAAAUGUAGAAUACGUUGUGCUUGUUCUUGUUUGUUGCACAUCUAUGUGUUUGCUUUUCCUGUGAGAUUUGAAGUGUUUGGGACAUCAUUUGUUCUUUAAUCAUACCCACUCGUCUCUAAAGUGUUUGGAGAGUAUGUAAUACUUCCUCUGGCGAUUUUAAGAAACUAAACAUUUGAAAAUAAAAUGUGAACUUGGACAAACCAUGCAUUUGCCCCCAGAACAAGAUUACAUUGUUCCUAAAGUUACUGAAAUGGCAUUUAAAGACAGUACAGCUACUUUCAUUUUGCUGGCAGGGAAUGAGACUGAUUGAAACUGUGCUCUUUGGGGUCUUCAUGCUCCAGAGGCCUGCAUUAUCAGUAAUAACGCACACAAUGUACUGUAAAUAAAUAAAAUAAUUGUACACUCAA
Molecule: messenger RNA, 2542 nt
Organism: Clupea harengus (Atlantic herring)
Lineage: Eukaryota; Metazoa; Chordata; Actinopteri; Clupeiformes; Clupeidae
Gene: rd3
Product: retinal degeneration 3, GUCY2D regulator
Source: RefSeq, a predicted model, not a curated record